AUGCCACCCCCAAUGCCUCUGGGUGGCCAAGGGCUGGCCCUCCGCCCAACAGCAGUUUCGUCCUUGAGGUGUGCGGUGGCUUCAGCAGCAACGAGCAGCGCUAGGCAAUUCACCACGUCUCGCCCUCACCAAAAGGUCCAGAUCCCGCCCGAGUCGCCCAAGUUCAUCAACCUCCCGGAGCCGCCUCAGUCCAAGGUGCUCCCCAGGGUCCGCAACAAGGGAAAGCUCCCCGUACCCAGACAAGUCUUCGACCUGCGUCAGCGUCCCCCGGGGACGCCCAGCCACGGUCGCAAGGACCCGCGUCUUCAGCCAGGCUACGUCGACACUGUCAUGCCCAGGUCCAAAGCCGAGCUUGAGGGCAAGGACGCCGCCAGGACACCACUCCAGCAGUGGCGCAGACAGUUAACCGACAACCGCAGGGCCGCCCUUGAGGAGGGUCUCAGGGGCCUCUACAAGCGUCAGUUGAAGAAGGACAAGGUUGAGCGCCACGAGAAGACGCGGCUCCGUCGCGAAGACGCCGCCGCCCUCAACGCCCCUGAGCGAAGAGACGAUUUCUUCAACCGUUCGACGAUCCGCGCCGACACUAUCAGCACCAAAGUUGAACUUGACCCCCUCCGCCACCAACAGGCCGCCGAAUCGGCCGAGCGCACUGCUGCCGUUCUCCAGGCGCGGGCUGAGCGCCGUCGCGACUCCUUGCAGGAGCUGUACAUGGCCGCCAGAAAUUUCAUUGUCACCGAGGAGGAACUCACAUCGCGCAUCGAGACCCUCUUCUCCGAAGAACACCAUGCCCACGUCGAUCCGAACACGGGUAAAAAGGCCGAGAACAUUUGGACGGCCAUGGGCAAGCCCUUCAAGGUCUCUGAGCGCAUGGCCAACUUUGCAAGGACCUCCAAUGACGACAGUCGCCACUCGAACGAGGCUAGGGAGAUGGCACGCCAGAGGAGUGUGGUCGAGGAGAUUACGGGCGGAAGACUUUAG
Pyricularia grisea is the source of this 978-nucleotide messenger RNA. RefSeq lists its product as uncharacterized. The coding region runs from base 1 to 978 and encodes 325 amino acids. The transcript has a single exon. The record is from RefSeq and is a predicted model, not a curated record. NCBI's taxonomy places the organism in Eukaryota, Fungi, Ascomycota, Sordariomycetes, Magnaporthales, Pyriculariaceae.